Hyaloscypha bicolor E is the source of this 1947-nucleotide messenger RNA. RefSeq names its product putative Glutamyl-tRNA amidotransferase subunit A. Bases 1 to 1947 code for a protein of 648 amino acids. Lineage: Eukaryota; Fungi; Ascomycota; Leotiomycetes; Helotiales; Hyaloscyphaceae. The record is from RefSeq and is a predicted model, not a curated record. The transcript is spliced from 3 exons.
AUGGUAAAGGGAUUACUGCAUCUCUUGGCUUUGGCCGCUGCUGCCAGUGCCUCGGUGUCCUCCUCUGGCCAGACUCUUGUCGUGAAUGGAAUCAACUAUUAUGCUGCUCCUGAAGCUGUGACAGCCAUCUCAGCGACGGCUGAUAUGUUGACUUCUGCGUCGAGGGGAACCGAUAUCGACUUGAUCCCUCUCACUGUUAUGGUUGACUCGUCAAGCCAAUUCACAACCAACGUCUUCCCGACACUUGUAAGCAACUACACAGCUUCAGACGAUGUCUUCAAUGUCGGAUUCUUGCAAUCAAUCUAUCUCACCCAUUCUGGAUCAGCUCCAGCAACAGUCAAGUAUCCCCUCGGAGCAGCACUCACCGAGUUCGGAACCAAAUUCUUCAUGCCAGCUCGAGCAUACACUUCCUCGAUCCAAAGCCAAGGGUACAAUUUCACCGGUUGGAGGACUGCAGUCCCGGCGGGUCCAUAUUUCAUGUCUGCCUCAACCGGUGAAGUCUUCCAAGCCUACAGACUCUACUCCGAUGUGCAAGGCGCCUUCACCGAGGGCCUGAAACCCAACACCGAUGGCUCAUACUCCAUCCUCAGCGCUGCCAUCCCAGGAGCCCAGAGCUUGACAAUUGGCGUCCCGUCAAAAAUGUACUAUACCAAGACAGCAGACAAGCCCCUCGCAGGUGUCAGAGUCGGAAUCAAGGAUAUCUACGACAUUGCAGGCAUCAAAACCAGCUGUGGGAAUCGGGCAUACUACGAUCUCUACCCACCCCGCACCGUGACCGCAACCGCAGUACAAAGACUCAUCGAUGCUGGCGCCAUCAUCAUCGGCAAGAUGAAGACCUCGCAGUUCGCCAACGGAGAAACCGCAACCGCGGAUUGGGUCGACUACCACUCUCCCUUCAACAUCCGCGGCGACGGGUACCAGGACCCAUCCUCCUCCUCUUCUGGCCCCGGAGCCGGGAUAGGCGCAUACGACUGGCUUGACAUCGGUCUGGGCUCCGACACUGGAAGUUCCAUCCGCGGUCCCUCAGAAGUCAACGGCUGCUUUGGAAAUAGACCAUCUCAUGGCCUCGUCCCCCUCGAUCAUGUGAUGCCUCUUUCUCCAAACCUCGACACAGCUGGUUUCCUAACCCGGGAUCCAUACCUCUGGCAUGAAGCCGCAAAAGCUCUAUACUUGACCAACAUCACUUCGAGUUUCAAAUCCUUCCCCAGGAAGAUUCUUACUUCCGGCUUCCCCACAACAAGGGAUAAUGAAGCAGAUUCCAUCCUCGUGGACUUUCUUUCGAAACUGCAGACAUUCCUUGGAGCACCGACACCAACGCCAAUAACUUUGAGCACACUGUGGUCAGCCAGCGCCCCCGCAGCAGCGGGCGGUGCAUCCCUUUCCUCAUACCUAGGAAUCGUCUAUCCAGUCCUCAUCUCUCGACAACAAUACUCUCUCUUCACCCUCCCCUUUCACGCCGACUACGCAGCCGCACACCAAGGUCGCCGACCAUUCAUCGACCCCGUUCCCCUCGUCCGCUGGGCAUUCGGACAGAACAACGUCUCAGCAGACGCCUCCGUCCAAGCAUUGCAGAACAAAACCGUGUUCAUGGAUUGGUUCGCUAGUAAAGUUGUGUUGCCGAGUGAGGAGACAUGCAGUGAUAGUGUGUUGAUUUAUGUCGGUAGUGAUGGAAGCUCGAAUUAUAGGAACGUGUACUUUAGUGCACCUGGUCCGCCCACUGGAUUCGGGCUGAGUCGAGUGAGUCCGUUGAGUGAGGUGCCGGAUUUCGUCUUCCCGAUUGGCCAGGCGGCGUAUAAUUCGACCAUCACGCUGAAGGAAGAGUACCUGCCGGUAACGAUUGAUAUCAUUGCUGCGAAGGGGUGUGAUGGGAUGAUUUUCGCGCUUGCGGAGGCGUUGACGACGGCGGGGAUAUUGAAGAUCCCGAAGACGGGCAGUGUGAUGUAUUGA